Hibiscus syriacus is the source of this 3081-nucleotide messenger RNA. Its product is annotated as scarecrow-like protein 22. NCBI's taxonomy places the organism in Eukaryota, Viridiplantae, Streptophyta, Magnoliopsida, Malvales, Malvaceae. The record is from RefSeq and is a predicted model, not a curated record. Gene Ontology annotation, molecular function: DNA-binding transcription factor activity; sequence-specific DNA binding. Gene Ontology annotation, biological process: regulation of DNA-templated transcription. The transcript has a single exon. Gene Ontology annotation, cellular component: nucleus. The coding region runs from base 376 to 2664 and encodes 762 amino acids.
UACACGCAUCUUUGGCAGACCAGCAAGGGUACACAGUACUGCACAACAACAACAAGCAAAUCAAGAACAAUUGAAACAACAUAGUUGAUGGUUUAGCCGUGGCAAACAGCAGCAACCAAGUUUCUUUGAUGGAGGAACUGAAAAAAUGCACUGAAAAUACUGGGAAAGAGCAAGGUGAAGGAUGAGAAAAAGGAGCUGUUUUGAUUAAACGGGUUCUUUUGCUUUUCUUCUCUCUGUCGAAGUCGGGAGAUUGAUUAUUUCAUGACAUGCAAGGAAAUAUUUUUUGUGUUGCCGUUGGUAAAAAUAUAGUCUUUCUAUUUUAUCCGAUUCUCCAGAUAACACGGCGAGCGUCUUUGUCUGUGUGCUACAGUACAAAUGCACUUUCAGUUACAGGCUAAAGAGGCUGUGGAACUCCCGGGUUUUGGUUCUAUUUGUCAACAAGACAAGUGGAUAAAGCAGCUGGAAGCUAAUAGCUUUGGCUUUGAAAACAUCUUCUAUUGCAACAACCGACAAGGACCAGGUUCUGUUCUUCAUAUGAAAAGAAGCCAAAGCCCACCCACAUCUGCUUCCACUCUCUCUUCUUUCAACGGCGGAGCCGCCGGUACUGGUGGAGAAGUUAAUUCCACCGGAAACAUCAACACUACGGCGGCUACCAUUGCACCACUCGAGACUACAGUUCCGAGCAACAAUAAAGAAGAAUGGGUUACGGAGCUUCAACCCAUCCCGAUUGAACUAGACCUUGUUCCAGGGGGUGCUAUGCUGUCUGAGUCAGCCGUGCCUAUGAGUCAAGACCACUCGCUUCUGCGUUGGUUCGCCGGUGACGUUGAUGACCCUUUUUUGGGUUUCAAACAGCUGCUUCAGAGUGGAAGCAAUGGUCUUGAUUUCGAAGGUAAUGCAGGGUUGCGGGUUGCUGAUCAGGGUCCGGGAUCUGACCCAAUUGCUAGCCUUGCUUGUUUUGGUAUUGGUAACGCGAAUUCAAGUGCUGCUCUUAAUUUGGGUGGUUUUCCUGGUUCUGGGUUUGUGCCAAAUGCCAACAACAAUCAGAAUGUAAAGAUAGGUUCGGUCAGUCAAAGUUGUUCAUUUGAGCUGGUUAACAAUCGUAAAGUUCUUGGUGCUACUGUUGGGUUCAAUAAUAAUAUUCAAGAUCCAAACUUUACUUCUACGGCUAGCAAUUUUGGUAUUCCUGAUUCUUUGCCUACGCUUUACCAACAGCAGCAUCAAGUUCAAUAUCUUGAAAGCCAAGAAGGGAAAUCUCAGAUUUUGAUUGGUCAGCAACAGCAUCCCCAAAUUCCAAACUUUUUCUUUCCAUUGCCUCAAGAACAGCAGCUACUUCAGCCUUUACUGAAGCGGCUUAAUCCUGGUAACUUAGAACUUUCUUCUCAGACCUCAAAACUCCCAUUUUCUGACGCCGAACGUGAGUUGUUUAUGAGAAAACAGCAGCAACAGCACAUGGGGUUUUCUCAGGGAGUCCAGUAUGUUCCACAGCAGCAGCUGCAGCUGAUGGUGGAGAGACAGAAAGUACUGGGUCCGGGAGAAGAGAAUGCACAGCAACAGAUUCAACAAGCCACAUUGUUCGACCAGCUUUACAAGGCUGCUGAGUUGGUAGGGACUGGGAAUUUUUCACAGGCGCAAUUGAUAUUGGCGCGGCUCAAUCACCAGGUCUCCCCUGUAGGUAUGCCCUCACAAAGGGCUGCUUUCUACUUCAAGGAGGCUUUGCAAUUACUUCUCCUCAUGCAUAACCCAGUCUCGCCUCCACCUCCGAGGAACCCUACCCCUUUUGACGUUAUCUUCAAAAUGGGGGCUUACAAGGUCUUCUCUGAAGUCUCUCCGCUUAUCCAAUUCAUCAAUUUUACUUGCAAUCAGGCUCUCCUUGAAGCUCUUGAUGGCGCUGAUCAGAUUCACAUUGUAGACUUCGAUAUUGGAUUUGGUGCUCAGUGGGCUUCCUUUAUGCAGGAGCUUCCCAUGAGGAGUGGAGGAGCUCCGAUGUUGAAAAUUACUGCAUUUGUCUCACCUUCAACACACCAUCCUAUUGAGCUUGAGCUUAUGCGUGAAAAUCUUGUGCAGUUUGCUAAUGAAAUUGGCAUAAAUUUUGAGCUUUUGGUGCUGAACUUUGAUUAUUUAGUUCAAACCCGUUACCCUUUGCCAAUUUUUCGAUCAAGUGAAAAUGAGGCAGUUGCUGUGAAUCUCCCUAUUUGGUCUUCUUCAAUUCAGCCCUCGGCUUUGCCCAAUCUUAUGCACUUUUUGAAGCAGCUAUCACCGAAAAUUGUGGUGUCUUUAGACCAAGGGUGUGAUAGAAAUGGUCUGACAUUCCCACAACAUGUAAUCCAUGCCUUUCAGUCAUAUAUAAACCUGUUAGAAUCGCUUGAUGCCAGUGAUGUGACAUCCGAUGCUGUGAACAAGAUCGAGAGGUUCCUUCUUGUGCCAAGAAUUGAAAACGCCCUGUUGGGGCGUCUGCAAGUACCUGAAAAGAUACCUCUUUGGAAGACACUUUUUUCCUCAGCUGGUUUAACUCCUGUGACAUUCAGUAACUUCACUGAAACUCAGGCAGAUUGUGUGGUAAAGAGGUCUCAAGUGAGGGGAUUUCAUGUUGAGAAGCGCCGGGCAUCGCUUGUUCUUUGCUGGCAGCAGAGGGAUCUUAUCUCAGCUUCAGCUUGGAGGUGCUGAGUAGCAUCCUCAGAGACAGGCAGGGGAGGUUGGUUUUUCCGGUAACUCAUAAAUCACAAUCUAUCAACUCUAUCCGGAAUCAUUAAUUAAGUCAAUAAUUGUUAAACUCUGCAGCUUUAAUGACUUAAUACUUGUUCAUCGUUGUAUUUGUAUGUCUCCUCUGCUUGUUUGUUUAGUAUAGUUUCAAUUCCCGGUAGAAGAGAACAUCUGACUGCAAAAUUUUAGUGUGGACUUUUCGUUCUGGAUGUAUUGAUAUUUCUGCUAUGGUAUUCUGGUUUAUUUUGGUUUUUGGUGAGAAGUUUCGUUUUCUGGUUAAGGUGGUGACAAUUUGUUGUACAUUCGACAACAAAUCAGUUCUAAAAUUGCAAAUACAACCUACCAGAAUUUAGUUUUACGUUUGUUGGUAUUGUUGACAAG